Molecule: messenger RNA, 640 nt
Organism: Olea europaea var. sylvestris
Lineage: Eukaryota; Viridiplantae; Streptophyta; Magnoliopsida; Lamiales; Oleaceae
Exons: 4
Coding region: 164-640 (158 amino acids)
Biological process (GO): chaperone-mediated protein complex assembly; protein folding
Cellular component (GO): nucleus; cytosol
Molecular function (GO): Hsp90 protein binding; protein-folding chaperone binding
Source: RefSeq, a predicted model, not a curated record
AUGUUGGCGCUCAAAGAAAAAUCUAGACAUUUCCAGUAUCCAGUAUAGCCCUUUUACUUCUUUCAUCUUUAAAUAUAAAUAUAAAGGCGAUGUUAUUCACGCAGACGAAGACUUACUCAAAGCAACUGCUAUAAGCCAUUUUGCGCGGACGAAAUAAAGGAAAAUGAGCCGACAUCCCCUUAUUAAGUGGGCCCAAAGAUCAGACAAGCUGUUCAUUACUGUUGAGCUACCUGAUGCAAAAAAUGUGAAGCUUAAUCUGGAACCAGAAGGAAAAUUUUUCUUUUCUGCUACCAGUGGCGCCAAUAACGUGCCCUAUGAGAUAGAUAUUGACCUCUAUGACAAGGUUGAUGUCAAUGAGAGCAAGGCUAGUUUUAUGUCUAGGAACAUAUGCUAUCUUGUAAAGAAGGCAGAGAGUAAAUGGUGGAGUAGGCUUCUGAAGCAGGAGGGAAAACCACCUGUGUUUAUAAAAGUUGAUUGGGACAAAUGGAUUGAUGAAGACGAACAGGAUGAAAAACGUGAGCAAUAUAUUACAGUUCUUAUGAGGAGUCUCGUUAUCUGCUGCAAUCAAAGAUCAUUCCUUUAUCACUUCCCCAUUCUUCUUCCUCCCUGCCUCACCCAUCAUCGCCACCCUUAUCAAUGA